AUGAUUAAAUUUAUAAUAAUAUUCGUCGGUUUAAUAAAUAAUUUAUAUACGACGAACGUGGGAGCAGAUUCGAUGGAUAAAUGCAGGCCCGUUAAAAAUACAAUGUUAACGUGUUUGGAUUCGACGGCUGGAGAUUUACCGAAAGGCGUUAAUAACGAAAUAGAAUGGUUGAUAUUUACACGAUCGAACGUUCCAGUUUUAAAUAAAAAUCAUUUAAGUAAUUUUCCAUCGUUGACGGAUUUACAUUUAAAAGAUGCAAAAUUAGAAAAAAUAGAAGAUGAUGCUUUCGUCAAUUCGAAUUCUCUCGCAUGGGUAGACGUGUCAAUAAAUAAACUCACGACGAUACAUCCGGAUUUAUUUAAAAAUUGUAGGGAAAUGUAUUAUUUCAACGUGUCUGGAAAUCCCAAUUUGAUUAUACCUAAAAAUUCGCCAUUUUUAAAUGCACCGCAAUUGAAAUGGCUUUUGAUGCAAAAUUCUGGCAUAAAAAAAUUAUACUCGGAAACUUUUGACAAAAUGCCGUCGUUGAAAUUUUUAUCAUUGUCCGAUAACGAAUUAUCUACGAUUCCGUCCGAUUUGUUUAAACCUCUUAAACAUUUAACGUCUUUGGAUUUAUCCAGAAAUAAUUUCAAAUCGAUUAAUAUCGACAUGCCGACGUUUAGAACUGUCGCACUUUACAUGAGCGAUAAUCCGUGGGAAUGCGAUUGUUCUCUUUUCCCAACAAUUGAAUGGGCUAAAAAUCAUAGGAUGAAAGAUGAUGUCCGUUGCGUCAAACCGGAAAAUAAAAAAUGGCAGGAAGUGACGAAUCUCAAUUGUCCAGUAGCCGGUGCUUGA
Molecule: messenger RNA, 831 nt
Organism: Pediculus humanus corporis (human body louse)
Lineage: Eukaryota; Metazoa; Arthropoda; Insecta; Psocodea; Pediculidae
Product: leucine-rich alpha-2-glycoprotein precursor, putative
Exons: 2
Coding region: 1-831 (276 amino acids)
Molecular function (GO): protein binding
Source: RefSeq, a predicted model, not a curated record